This is a messenger RNA of Stylophora pistillata, 1285 nucleotides long. RefSeq lists its product as uncharacterized. Lineage: Eukaryota; Metazoa; Cnidaria; Anthozoa; Scleractinia; Pocilloporidae. The record is from RefSeq and is a predicted model, not a curated record.
UUAGAUGAGGCGAUAUUUAGUUAAAAGGAUUUGAAUUUCAUCUCUAAUAAGAUUUGAAAGACCUUUCCCUUAGUCCCUCAAUCUAGCAUUCCGGCAGUCCAAAUCACUUAAAUUAAAAAAGGUGUGGAUAUGGUUUAAGUUUUUUUCCGCAUCAUGGAGCGCAAAGGAAACAAAUUGAUUUAAUUGAUAUUACAAUAAAUCUAAAUUUAGAAAAGUGGUGUAAUCUCCCGAGUGGAAGGGUUUUCCUUGAUCGUGUUAUAUAAACGCUGGCUUCUUUGAGUGGACCAUGAACUGAAUAACUGCAAAUCUAAAAGUUGAAGUUGACGCCGAUAAAGCUCGACCUUUAAGUAUCACACGAUAGAGAAAGAAGAAACGAUAUCCCGAUGGAAAGCACAAUUAUCAAGGUCGCUGUUUAUUUCUUGAUGCAGAGCAUCAUCAUCCCUGUCGCGCAUUCAAAGUCUUUUCCUAUGGAUCAAUCGCCACAAGGUUCGUCAUUAUCCGAUGUCCUGAAUGAUCUCCCAAAAGAAAGAAAACUAGAAGGUCACAAAACUAUUUCAAAGACAGAGUCGCCUCAAGGCGAACCUGCCGAGGAUGGCCAAAGCAAGUUCCUUUCUGUACUGCAGCGCUUCAAACGCAAUGCAAAUUACUGCGUGGAAAGCAGAACAAGAAGUUACAACAAGUGCCUCGGAAGGUAUAUCUCUGUCCCUAAAUGCAAAACACACAGCGUGGCUUGUUUAUCGGCGAAUAAUGUUGCAGCCAAGUGCAAAAACAAAUAUACAGUUGUCAAUGGUAUAAAAGGCAAAAGAUGCGUAAUCAAGGGCUGCUCAUGCGCAGUAUAAUGUCAACCUAUGCAUACUAACAUGUUGUAAGUGUUUGUACAUGAUGCAACAGUUCGCUAUUUUUUAAUAUAGGCACUAGAGUUAAUCAAAUUCGUCACAGAGUUUAACAUUAAAAAAAAGAAAACUGUAACGUAAUAGCUAGUAAUGAUGUUCAACAAGCUGCAAGUGCAGCAUGACAGAAUUAAGGUAAAAUAUAGUAUCACUAUGUGAUGUCGUUGUUCUUCAAGGACAGGGAAGCUUAUCUUGUAAAUUCACGCGAAUGUAGAAAUUUUAUCGUCACACUCCUACGUUAAUUGAUCACCAAAUGUUGGAGGAGAUUCAUCUUUCACUACACAUAGACUUUCCGAAUUAUUUAUUGACCAGUUAGUUUAUCUUGGAAAAAAUAUAUUUAUUACCAUAACGUGCUCCAGGCUAGCUUAUUGUUAAGCGUUACUAUGGAUGAAAAG